Molecule: messenger RNA, 4112 nt
Organism: Carassius carassius (crucian carp)
Lineage: Eukaryota; Metazoa; Chordata; Actinopteri; Cypriniformes; Cyprinidae
Gene: wiza
Product: WIZ zinc finger a
Exons: 10
Coding region: 154-3144 (996 amino acids)
Biological process (GO): regulation of transcription by RNA polymerase II
Cellular component (GO): nucleus
Molecular function (GO): DNA-binding transcription factor activity, RNA polymerase II-specific; RNA polymerase II cis-regulatory region sequence-specific DNA binding
Source: RefSeq, a predicted model, not a curated record
GUGAUUCGCCCUCGUGUUGCGUUUUCUAAAUCAGCUAUCGAUUGAGUUUGACUGGAUAUUGCCGCUCCACUGUGCUGCUUUGAUUAAGGUGCCUGCAUUCCCUCCUGUAAGAGAAACCUCUCCACUUAAAGGUGCCAGGAGGAGAUUCCAGCCAUGGAGAAGACAGCAUCAGACACAGCAAAGAAGACGAGCUCUGUCACUAUUUCCAAAGAGUGUCUGAAGACAGACUUGGAUAAAGACAUGGAUGACUCUGAUUCACUUGUCCAUAGUUGUGAGUUUUGUGGGACCAGUUUUGAAUCCAGACGGGGUCUCUCCAGUCAUGCCCGAUAUCAUCUCAGGCAGCUGGGAGUGGCUGUGUCAGAAAGCAGUGGGGCUCCGAUAGACCUUCUGUACCAGCUAAUGAAAGAAAGAGGUGGAACUCUACCCAAGCUCGAAAAACAGGUCAGCCCUGUUAAAAAAUACAAAACAAAGUCCCCCAACCUCAAAAAGGAUGCUGGGCCCAAACUGAAGAUUAAAAUAUCCAAUCUUGUAAAGAAAAAAUAUGCCCUUUCCUCGUCUUCCCCUAUUGCUGUAAAAGGAUCAGCAGCAUCGGGUCGCUCUUCUUCGCCUUUUGCUGUAGGGAAACCUCAUAAAGCAUCUUCAAAGAGGAUUGUAGUGUCCACUCCAUCUUUAGCCUCAUCUCUUGAUAAAGAUGUGGAAUACAGGCUCAGUGAAUGCAGUCCUUCUACCUCCCUCUCACUGGCCUCAACCAAACCCCUCUGGGCCCCUCAGGAAACAGACGCCCCUCUCAAUUUAGAAACGAUGAUUAAUUCCUCAGUGAGGGAUGAUGUCCAUGUAUGUGAGUUAUGUGGAGCGUGGUACGAGACCCGUAAAGGUCUCUCCAGCCACGCACGGGCUCACCUGCGGCAGUUUGGUGUGAAUUUGGACUCUAAAGGUGCUCCCAUAGACAUGCUCCAUAAAUACAUACAAAGUGUGGACUUUAAGGAAAAGGCCAGUUCCGGGCAGCUGGAAGGGUCGGACUUUGAUGUUUACUCGUCACCCUCCUCCACUCCUUCCAUUAGCAAAAAUCCCCCUCUUGCUCCUCUGUCAUUUAAAGGACUGACCUCCAUUCGUCGAACACAUCCUCCAAUCAAAAAGAAGAUGACUUCUCAGGACAUUUCAGGAAACUUGCCAUCCAGUGACGAAGUAGAAUUCAAAUCCCCUCCUUCAGCUAAAAAACUGAAGAUUUCACUUGAUUUUUCAGGGAACGUGCCACUCAGUGGCCAAGAAGAAUUGAAAGCACCUACCUCAAAGAAAAAGAAAAAGGUUUCUCCAGAUGUUUCAGGAGUCUUGCCCCUCAGUGGUAAUGGAGAAUUCGUAUCACCUCCCCCGAAUAAAAAGCAGAAGAUUUCUACAGAUGUUUCAGAGGAAUUGCCUUUCAAUGAGGAAACCGAAUUUAAAUCACCUCCCUCAGUUAAGAAGCAAAAGAUUUCUCUAGAUGUUUCAGCAAGUUUGGCAAUUGGCAAAAAAGCUGAAUUUAGAUCACUCUCUCGAGGCGAGUCAUCUAAAGAUGUCAACUGUGAAUUCUGUCACGAGAAGUUUAAGAAGAGUCAGAGCCUGGCCAGUCAUGCCCGCUAUCACCUGCGUCAGCUGGGCAUCACUGAGUGGUCCAUCAAGGGGUCUCCCAUGGCCACGCUGCGAGAGGUCAUGGCCCAAAGUGGUAGUUCCGCAGGAUCUCUCAGUCCCCUGGGGCCGCCCUCACUGACCCCACCUGUAUCCCCCUCUGUACCCACUGCUGUAGCCCCUCUCCUCCCAUCCCCUAAACCCAUUACCCAGCAUUCCUCACCUCCUCUAGUUCCUCACAAAGUUCCAAAGGCCAAGAAAGGCUCCAGGACUGUGAUCCCGAAACCAAAGGAUGAGCCUGUGGAAGUUGAUAUCUCUAUCAUAGAGUCUCCUAAGCCACAAAGCACUCCCACCAGCCCUUUAACACCUCCGUCUGAUUCCAACACAGUUAAAUCACCUGUCUUCGCACCUAAGCCUGAGAAGCAGGAGCCCAAACCGUUUGUAUGCUGUGACUACUGCGGCGAGAUGUUUGAUACUCGUAAAGCCCUAUCCUGUCAUGCACGUGGUCAUUUACGACAACUGGGGGCAAGGUGGUCCCUGAAAGUCCCACCCAUAGAGGCCCUGUAUGAGCUCAUGAAGCGGGCGGGCACUGAACGGGCAUCCCAAAUCAAAUCAGAACCUGCAUCAAAAGUGUCAGCACAGUGGAAAAAAGCAGCACCCUCACCUCAGACGUUAACUCUGUCACCUGGUGAAACAGAGAAAGCUGCCUCACACAGCACGUCUACAGGCUGUGAUGCCACCUGUGAACUCUGCGGUUUUGAUUUUGAGAAUCGAAAGGCACUGGCCAGCCACGCAAGAGCCCACCUGAGGCAGCAGGGAGUGGAUUGGAAGGUCAUCGGCUCUCCUAUUGAGACCCUUGCAGCCUGGAUGAAGAAGGAGCCGGGGAAGGUAGCAGAGCUCCAUAAAAGCUACAUGAGGGGGGACUUGCCUUUUGUUAAGAAGGCCUCCAGAAGAACCUCCACUCCAUACUCUUCCUCAGACUCCUUGUCCGUCCGUCUUGGUUCUCACAUAGCUUCAUCAGCAGCUCGAGACACUGCGGGUCAGCUGCAGGUAUCCCAGUUCUCCAAAGCAACUAGAGAAGGCAAAGCAGGGAUGAGCCACUCCUCCUCUUCACACAAAAAACGGUCUUCAUCAUAUGAACUAUCCUCAAACAGCCUGAUCCAGAUCCCCACAGCCCGCAGUGAACUAAACGUUCGUUCACCUCGAGGCUGUGAACGGCGUCCUCCAAAGCAUUUAUCUCACUCUGAGAGUGUAUCAGGGGAAACCGAGCCUUCAAAGCCUUCUCGGGCUGGAAACAUUCCAUCCUUGGUGCCUAGACCACCAGAGACCAGCCUAGUAAAGCUGGUAGGGAAGGUGUACUCCCUUAAGUGCAGGUUUUGUGAGGAGGUUUUUCGAGGGCCGCUCUCCGUACAGGAAGAUUGGGUCAUGCAUCUACAGCAGCACAUCCUCAAGCUGAAGACGGAUUCAGCCUCGAGCCCCUCACCGCAGCCUCCUCUCAGUCACAGUGAAGCACCGCUGCUUAUUGGCCCACAGACUGUCUAGAUGCUCUUUCUGCUGUGGUCUUUCUUUUCAAAAUGAUGCAAUUACACUACACUGACUUUUUAGCUUUAUUACCUGGACCUUGAUUGUCAACUGUGAUGUGGAGUUUGUCCUAAAUUCCAUUUUCUACUUUGAGAUAAAUUUAGUAAGACACUACUGAAAGAGUUUAACUACAGCAUUUCUUACCCGUCAAGUGCUGUCCAGUGGUUUGAUAGGGAUGAUUUGAAUGUAUUUUACUUUUGUAUUGUAUUUCACUGUUUAUAAUGUGCUCUUUUCUUAACAAGAUUUCAAACCAGUUGUUUUAUGUUGUGUUUAAAGUUUGAAAUAGUACUUAAAGUGUUUAGUUUUAAAUCAUGUUUUAUUGUUUUAUGAACAGAAUUGUGUAGACCAGUGUUUGGACAAUAAAAUGAAGUUAUCAUUCUUACUUUUUAAUAUAGUACUUAGAAUUAUGAAAACAGUGCUUCUCAUCUGAGUGAAUGACCUGGUUAUUCAAUGCCAAAAAUCCAAUAAAAGGUAUUUCUUCAGGUUUUCAUUGAUAUGUAUUGUAAGGAAUUAUUAUAAUUUUUUUUUUUUCAGUUUAAACAGUAACCAGCACUACUUCUCUGCAGGCAUCGUCAAGUGAUUCCAGUAUUAAACAAGACUUUAAUAUGUCUUGUUUUUACUAACACAUUUUUGAGGAGCAGUUUUUUCCUAUAUUUUAACAGUAGGAGUUUAACUAGUCAACAGUGUGAUUCUAUUACAUGUACUUGUGUAUUUGUCUUUGUAAAACACUGUGCCAGUGUCUGGUUCGAGUAAAGGUUGUGUUAUACCCCCAACAGUAAUAAAUACUUUCCAGAACGUAUAUGGAAUUCAAAUUCAAUUGAAUCAAACUGCCAAUGACAAGCUGUAGUCCUUGUAAAAUAAUAAAUUGAGUAUUGAGACAACUUUUUAUAUCUGCCUUUGAUGACCAAUUAAUAAAGAUUUUAAAUCUA